Molecule: messenger RNA, 5017 nt
Organism: Mirounga angustirostris (Northern elephant seal)
Lineage: Eukaryota; Metazoa; Chordata; Mammalia; Carnivora; Phocidae
Gene: RXRA
Product: retinoid X receptor alpha
Exons: 10
Coding region: 270-1589 (439 amino acids)
Biological process (GO): cell differentiation; retinoic acid receptor signaling pathway; response to retinoic acid
Cellular component (GO): nucleus
Molecular function (GO): nuclear steroid receptor activity; retinoic acid-responsive element binding; zinc ion binding
Source: RefSeq, a predicted model, not a curated record
UCCUUCGAAAUUUAGUGUCUCUGUUGGUGUGGCCUGGCUGUGCGGAGCCUUUUGGGAUUUCAGAGCACCAGUUGCAGUGUGAUGGCCGAGUCCUCCUCCUCCGUCACCCCGAGCUGUCCCCAGCAGUCGGCUGGGCGUUGUGCUGGACUCCCGUGGGGGGGUGCCUGGACAGGAGGGUGGCCCCUGAGAGCCCGCGGUGUGGUAGAGCCCCAGACUUCUCCACCCAGGUGAACUCCUCGUCCCUCAACUCCCCCACGGGGCGUGGCGCCAUGGCUGCCCCCUCGCUGCACCCCUCUCUGGGGCCUGGCAUCGGCUCCUCGCUCGGCUCUCCUGGACAGCUGCACUCGCCCAUCAGCACCCUGAGCUCCCCCAUCAAUGGCAUGGGCCCACCCUUCUCGGUCAUCAGCUCCCCCAUGGGCCCCCACUCCAUGUCAGUGCCCACCACGCCGACCCUGGGCUUUGGCACCAGCAGCCCCCAGCUCAGCUCACCCAUGAACCCCGUCAGCAGCAGCGAGGACAUCAAGCCCCCGCUGGGCCUCAAUGGUGUCCUCAAAGUCCCGGCCCACCCCUCCGGGAACAUGGCGUCCUUCACCAAGCACAUCUGUGCCAUCUGCGGGGACCGCUCGUCAGGCAAGCACUACGGGGUGUACAGCUGCGAGGGCUGCAAGGGCUUCUUCAAGCGCACGGUGCGCAAGGACCUGACCUACACCUGCCGGGACAACAAGGACUGCCUGAUCGACAAACGCCAGCGCAAUCGCUGCCAGUACUGCCGCUACCAGAAGUGCCUGGCCAUGGGCAUGAAGCGGGAAGCCGUACAGGAGGAACGGCAGCGGGGCAAGGACAGGAACGAGAACGAGGUGGAGUCCACGAGCAGCGCCAAUGAGGACAUGCCAGUGGAGAAGAUUCUGGAGGCAGAGCUGGCUGUCGAGCCCAAGACCGAGACAUAUGUGGACGCGAACAUGGGGCUGAACCCCAACUCGCCCAACGACCCCGUCACCAACAUCUGCCAGGCAGCAGACAAACAGCUCUUCACGCUGGUCGAGUGGGCCAAGCGGAUCCCGCACUUCUCUGAGCUACCGCUGGACGACCAGGUCAUCCUGCUGAGAGCAGGCUGGAAUGAGCUGCUCAUCGCCUCCUUCUCCCACCGGUCCAUCGCCGUGAAGGACGGGAUCCUCCUGGCCACCGGGCUGCACGUCCACCGGAACAGCGCCCACAGCGCAGGGGUGGGCGCCAUCUUCGACAGGGUGUUGACGGAGCUCGUGUCCAAGAUGCGGGACAUGCAGAUGGACAAGACGGAGCUGGGCUGCCUGCGUGCCAUUGUCCUCUUCAACCCCGACUCCAAGGGGCUCUCGAACCCAGCGGAGGUGGAGGCGCUGCGGGAGAAGGUCUACGCGUCCCUGGAGGCCUACUGCAAACACAAGUACCCCGAGCAGCCGGGAAGGUUCGCCAAGCUGCUGCUCCGCCUGCCGGCUCUGCGCUCCAUCGGCCUCAAGUGCCUGGAACAUCUCUUCUUCUUCAAGCUCAUCGGGGACACGCCCAUCGACACCUUCCUCAUGGAAAUGCUAGAAGCCCCCCACCAAAUGACUUAGGCCCGCCGGCCCGGCCGCCCCGCCUGGCCGCUCUUCUCAGCUGAGCCCCGUCCCCGCCCCUUCUCUGCCUGGCCUCUGCGGAUGUGGGGGCGCAGCCUGCUAAGUCUCCGAGCGUGGCCACCUCACUGUUUUCAGUGCUCCUCGCCCGCAAAGCCGGGCCGUGGCUUUCCUGGGGCCGGAACUGCUGUGAGCCCGGCCAGGCCCGCACGCUUCCCUGGGCAGUGGGGGCGGCUCUCCGGGUUGCAGGCCCUGCCCCCGAGCCACCCUCGGCGUUGGGAACAUCCUGUGCUCCCCUCCUGUGUUUGGAGUGACCCCCGUCGCCUCUUGUCAGGCGCCCUACCCAGGCUCAGGAGCAGAGUGCAGAAGACCCGCCCUGCCCCCCGGGAGGACGAGGGGGGCUCUGGGGCGAGUAGGCUUCCCUUCCCUCACAGUGAAGGGCGAGAAGCCCCUUUUCCAAAGAUGACUUGCAGUGUCGCCCCCGAGCCAAGCAGGACAUGAGCCGACCUCCGUGCAGGGUUCUGGGCCCCCCUCAAGGCUGCAGGGACUGGGGUCACCCACCUCCCCACCUUGCUUUUCUCUUCGCGUCACCCUGGCUUCCACUUCUCCCCCCGCACAGCCUCACACAAGCCGGGGUAGGCAGACCCCGUGUACGGCCCGCCCUCGGUUCUGUCUGCUAUCUGUGCGGAGGGGCAGCGCCCCGCCCCCGGUCUCUGCAGGGUAGCCCGCUUCCUGGCCUUCCCUGAAGUCCUGGGCCGUGCUGAUCUGUCAUGGGCAGAGGUUGGGCCUGGGAGACCCACAGGGAUGGGAGGAAGGAGGGUGCGUUCCCCAGGGGGUGUUCAGCAGCUGUGCACACUUGGAGGGAGCCGGGGACCCACGGCGGGUGUGCAGAGGGGAGGGACUUGGGGGCACGUAAGCCCAGCGGGAAGGGGCAGGUGGCGUUGCUUCCUAGAGCUAUUGGCAGAGAGGCCCUCUCUGCUGGCGGCCUGUCCUGUGUGGGAGCCUCUUGGAAUCGGGGACUGUGGCGUGCCAGCGUCCUUGGGCCUGCAGCUGGUUGCCCCUCGGGGACAGCCGGAUGUGGGGCCCCUUCAAACACGUGCCCUGGCUGACGGCUCCCCAGGCCAGGCCGUGCCUGCUUCUGUAGCGUCUCCACCGAGCUGGGCAGGGGCGCAGCCUCCUGGGCUGGGGCGCUCUGGGCUCUGGGCGUGCAGGGGCUCUCUCAGGUUGAAUCCGCUUCUUUUGCACUGUAAUGCCCUCCCUUUGGUCUGAGUACUUUCCAGUCCUACGCCUCCUACUCCAGGAACCCAGCGUUCAUCACUGGUGGGGGUGAUGCAGGCAGCUCCUGAGGGGUUGCUCUGUAGCCUGGCUUCCCUCCUGUGGCCCCCAUGAGCAGCCCGGGGUGGAGGGGGAUGCCUUCCCCAGAGUCUGGUUCCCCAGCUGGGGCAAGGCAGGGAGGGGUCUCCAGGCCCCGUGGGGAAGGAGGUGUCCCUGCUUUGCCUUCCAGGGUCCCCAGCCAAGCUGAAGGCGAGGCACCAGGCAGAGGCUCCAGAAGACCGCAGAAAAGCCGCCUUCCUCUGUCACCCGCCCGCUUGUGACGUGGGGAGGUGUCCCCUGCCACGUGGGCGGUAGGGGCGGGGCGUGUAGGGCCCGCCCAGCUCCCAGACUCGGCAGCCUUUGGAGGCUCCGUUGUGGCAGUGAUGUGGCACCCUUGGGGGCUCCCUCUCGGGGUCCCCCCAGCUGUGGGAACGGUAGACUGCCCCACACCCGACACCCCCGGUGCCUUCUGCAGCCAGACGCACCCCGUCAUCCACGCCCUGCCCUCUCCCACUUCCCUGGGGGUCCUUGGGAAUGUGGGGGCCUCGAGCGGAGAAAGCCCAGGACUGCGUCUGUUGGAGCGUCAGCUUCUUCCUAAGAACGUCCCCCGCCGGCUGCUCGCCGGAAAGCCGAGGCCCCCAGGCUACAGCAUAGAAAGCCAGAAGCCCCCAGCCCCUCCAGCCCGCAGCCCAGCACCGAGGGCACGCGGGGCCGUCCUCUCUUCAUCCAUCUGCUGUCCUUGUCAUGCAUUCAGUGCUGUUGGGGGAGGGGGUUAAGUGGGGAGAUGCACAUGGCUCAGUAGAGAGGUAGGAGUUUUAUUUAACCAGACCGUUAGUAGUGUUAUUAAUCUGGUUCAAUUACGGUGAUUUUUGUAAUUAUUUUUAUUAUUAUUAUUAUUUUGGUGGGACAAUCUUUAAUUUUCUAAAGAUAGCACUAACAUCAGCUCAUUAGCCACCUCUGCCCAUCCCCGCCUCGGCCCAGCCCGGGGUGCCUCCGGCGCCGUGGACUCACUUCCCCGCGGGGACACCGGGGACGGGGCUCCCGCCGCAGGGGAGCGAAGAUGACCACGCCCGCGUCUGCAGGGGGCCUCUCGUUGGAAGCGGGCCUGCACUCGGCACCUGGAAGCACGCGGUCUCCAGGCAGAGACGGCCCCGCGCCCCUGGCUUCUAGAGGACUCGGGCCGGUGACAAGCGCGGACACCAUGCCGGAGGCCCCUCACCUGCGGGGGCCGCCAGCAGGGCCCGGGCGGACGCACGGCCAGUGGGUAAUCAGCUGAUGUUGUCCCCAUCACGGAAUUGGGGCGCGUGGCCCGCUCCCCGUCCACGCAGGUGUGCUAUGUGACACGUCUGCUGUACAGAGACCGCGGGGGGCCGAGGCCGCCGACAGCAGCCGCGGGGCAGUUACCAACGUUCUGUCUUUAUUUUUAAUCAAGACUUUCCCCCCGUUUUCCUAUAAAUUUGCUUCACGUAAGCAAGUACAUAAGGACCCCUCCUUUGGUGAAAUCCGGGUUCGAGUGAGUAUCCCAAGGCAAGGAGCGCAUCUAUUUUAAGAUGCUUUGGAGCAAGCAGCCUUAUCGGGCCCCAUCCUCAGCAAUGCCUUAGCCGGGACGCGCCGCGGACACUUCAGAGGGUGACAAGUACAUACAGAGAGUAGAGAGAAAAUGUCUAAAGCAUCGGGAAAGGUAAAAAAAAAAAAAAUCUAUUUUUGUACAAAUGUAAUUUUAUCCCUCAUGUAUACUUGGAUGAUGGGGGGGUGGGACUUGUUUUGUUUCUGCUUCUAGAGAUGGAGGAGAGCUUUCUCAGUGGAGCGUUCGGACGCGGACGAGCGCAUGGGCUUUGUACGAACCGCUGCGUGGACGUUUCCCUUCGGGCAGGGGUGGGGCCCAGACGGUCAGGGGUUUCUUCCCCUUCUGAGUGACUCUUGAAGCCUUGCUCUGUUCUGCCCCCAUUGCCAGCCGGCCUUCCCGAGACCCUGUUUGACUGUGAACUCACUUCCCUGCGUGUUCUCUGAACACCGCCGUGGGUGCAGGCCACGGACCAACAGCGGUGUUAGAACGUGGAAAGGAAAACACAGAAAAACGUGAGAGGAGAAACAAAAUACGAGCGUUUAAAAAUAGA